UACAACUACAACUACAGCUACAACAACAACGACGACAAGAACAACAAUCGAGCGAACAAACUUGCCCGCACAACAGCUCAAAAUGUCUGAGUCGCGUCGACAGUCGGUCAGCUUCACAGCAAUGCCGCCGGGCGUUCUAGUCAACGAUAGCCGGGCCAAUUCCACCGAUGACAUACAAAUCGCCCUGGCGCCCCACAUUCAAACCUAUCUAAGUCAAACAGGACGCCGGCACUCCUGCUGCAGCGUCAUGCUGCCGGUGGCCUUCGAGCGAGCCGCUGCCAAAUCGUGGCUGGAUCCCAAAUUCGAUUCGCCCGUCCUCGAGGAGCAGUUCCAGGCCAGCGUCUUUCCGCACAUACGCAUGCGAUACAGAUUCACAUUGUCGUACAUUUUACUCUGCUCUGUCGUUUGGUGUUUGUACUUCGUGAUCGAUGGUGGAUCGGUGGAGUUUUGGCGGCCCAUCUCCACGUCGUUCUCGAUGAUGUCACUGGUCACAAUAAUGGCCAUGUGCUUCACGCACUGGAACCUCUACAAGGAGCACCGAGUGCUGACGUCGGCAUUGACCGCGCUGAUACUAUGCAGCGCCUCGCUGGGAUUUCUCACGUACACGGGCCGGGCGUUCAGUCCGCUGGGUCACUUUGCCAUUUGCCUGGAGAUCGUGCUGCUCAUCUAUACGGCGCUGCCCAUGCCCUUGUGGCUGGGCGCCAGCAUUGCCAUCUGCUAUUCGAUAGCCUUCGAGCUGGUCUCCCACAUGGUCAUCGUGGUGAGUGCCGUGCAUGGCGCCACGGUGGGGACAACGCCAACGGAGGCGGCCGGCGGCAGCGAUCCCAACCACAAGAUACUCAUGCUCCGCAUCAUGGCGCAUCUGAGUGUGCAUCUAGUCGGCGUGCAUGUGCUGAUCAUGAAUCUGGUGCGCAUGCGCGGCACCUUCAUGAAGGUCGGACAGAAUUUGCUGGUGCGACGCCAGCUGGAGAUGGAGAAACAGCUCAAGGAGAAGAUGAUCCACUCGGUGAUGCCGCCCAAGGUGGCCGACAUGCUGCUCAACGAGGGCGGCAGCGGCGGUCUCGACCCGAACCAGCCACCCGAAUCGCACUACAUGCGUCCACGCGCCUCCCACGACGUCAAGUCCCUCUUCCGGCCCUUCCACAUGCACAGCAUGGAUAACGUGAGCAUUCUGUUCGCCGACAUUGUGGGCUUCACGCGCAUGUCCUCCACCAAGACGGCCGAGCAGCUGGUCGAGAUCCUGAACGAUCUCUUCGAGCGCUUCGAUGACCUCUGCUCGCUCAGCGGCUGCGAGAAAAUCUCCACCCUGGGCGAUUGUUACUAUUGUGUCUCGGGCUGCCCGGAGCCUCGAGCCGAUCACGCCAUCUGCUGCGUCGAAAUGGGCCUCGGCAUGAUCGAUGCGAUGCGCUGCUUCGACGCCCAGCGCCACGAGGGCGUCAAGAUGCGAGUGGGCGUACACACUGGCACCGUCCUCUGCGGCAUUGUCGGCACGCGACGCGUCAAGUUCGACGUGUGGAGCAACGAUGUCAGCCUGGCCAACAAAAUGGAGUCCUCGGGCAAGCCGGAACAGGUGCACAUCUCGCAGGAGACAUCGAGCUUCUUGGGCGACGCCUACUACCUGGAGGAGGGCGAGGAGGUGUUUGGUCAUCGCACCUAUUUCGUGGUGGGCCGUCGCCGAGAUGUGUCCCGCGCCAACAGCCUGAGUCCGAGCAUGGCGGCUACAGCUGCGGGCGGCAGCUCCCUGCUGAUGCCCGGGUCGCAGGGCGCGUUCGCGUCGCUGUCGCAGAGCGCCACAAAUAUAUCGGUGGUGCAGCCGCAUGUGCCGCCCGCCUCGCCAGUGGGUCAGCUGUCCAACUCGCUGAAGUCGUCGCCCGUGCUGUCGAUACGGCCACGCCUCACCUCGCUGAGCAUGAAGCUGCGCAAGAAGUCGCAGGGACAUUCGCAUAGCCGCGACCGGGACCUGGAGCGGGGCAUCAUACAUCCGGCGGCCGCUGGCAUUCCGCCGGUGAUAGUGGUGCGCGAACGGCCAAAGAUUAUCAUCACCACCAAGUCGCUGCCGGGCAGCCUGGACUCCGAUGAGCAGCCGCCAUCGGAGGAGCAGCAACCACAGCAGACGACGGCACCGAACCAGCCGGACACACGCUCCAAGCUGAAGCUCAAGGUAUGGAAAAUGACCAGGCUUCUGAAGCUGACGGGUCGCCGGGACAAGGACAAGGACAGAGACAGGGAUAAGAGCAUUGGCGGCGAGAAGGAGCCAAUACGUCCGCACUCCAAUUCCUUGCCAGCGCCGGGCGACGAGACGGUCGCCUUCAUUGACCCAGCAUCGGGCGCAGCGACUGGCCAGAGCCAGCUGGGCAACGGCUGCGGCUACCAGCAGCUGCCGGUGCUCGUGGAGACGGCCUGCAGCACGCGGCUGAACAGCAACCAAAUGCUGGACAUACCCAUGGGCCGGCCCGUGCUGCACCAUGCAGCCACGACGACGGCCCUCUCCAGCAGCGCGAUGCGCUCGCCGGACGGCAAUGCGGCGACGGCAGCCAGCGGCGGCAGCUGCUGCUCGCCGGGCCAGUACUCCAUGUACGACGACAUCAUCGAUGUGCGCUCCUACAUUAGCCAAUCGCGCAGCGACAUCUCGCCGUUUGGCCGCACCGGCAGCUAUCGCUCCCAGUGCGGCCGCCAGUCGUCUGGCCAGUCCGUCGGGCAGGCGUUGGAGCAGUCGCCGUUGCCGCGGCCACGCGCCUCCACGCUGACUGCGUCCGGGCGAGCGCUAGGCACAGAGCCCAGCACCAGUGCCAAUGCCAGUGCCAAUGCCAAUGCUAAUGCCAAUGCUAAUGCCAAUGCUAAUGCCAAUGCUAAUGGUAAUGCGAGCUCCAGCGGCUGCUGCCUGCCAGCGCCCGGACCCAGCGCCUAUUCGCAUUCGCGCAACUCGAGCAUCUGGCCAGACGGCCUGAGCAUUUGCCCGUCGGCCACCUCGCGCAAGGACUCGGGCAUCAAGAGCAACUCGCGGCGCAGCUCCAUACAGCAGCAGAUCUAUGCGCUCAACCAGUCGGCCAUUAGCCAGCAUCGCGUCUCCGGCUACUUUACCAGCUCCACGUCGAGCAUCUCGAAUUUGGGCGAGGGUGGGGCAUUGCCGUUCCCGUUGCCACCGCCGCCGCCGGCGGCUGCGGCCCUGGCCGCCCAGCAGUCCGCCCAGCUGAUCGAUCCGCUGGCCGCCUGCCUGCAGCAGCUGCGCAAGCAGUCCGACCUGCAGCUCAUCCGCUGCGUGCGGGACAAUGCGCGCUCGCAGCGCAGCUAUUUGGUGAAGGCGCCGCUGCGUCGCAUCAGCUUGUACUUUAAGUCGCGGCAGCUGGAGCGCGACUUUCGGUCGAAGGCGCAUCGCUUUGGCACCGAGAACGAGACGGAGGGGCCGCCGACGCUGGCCACGCCCCGCUACAACACAUACAUCGACAUAUUUGUGGGCAUCGCCGUCUACCUGUGCAUAUCCAUCUCGCUGUUCCUGAUGACCCAGAACACGGUGACGCCCAGCUUCCGGCUGUGGGUGACGCUCUUCUCCUGCUUCACCGCCAUCCAGGUGUUUGCCCUGUUCCUGUUCACGCGCCAGAUGUGCCGGCGUCACGGCACCCGCAUGCGCUCCAAGUCCACUGCCAGCGAGGCCAACAGCGAGGCGGGACCACCCCAGCCGCAGCCGGAGCAGUUCGAAUCGUGCGCGGAUCGGAUCUUUGAGGCCAUAUCCAGCUGGUAUCCGUGGCACAUCUGCUUGGCCAUCCUGAUGGCCAUGCCCGUCGUCCUGAUCAUCGCCAACUUUCUGCUGCUCGAUCUCACCCAGCUGGAGGCCUUCGAGUAUCACUAUGGCUUCCUGAUCUUCGUCUGCAUCGUGCACUUCUGCAACUUCACGCAGCUCAACUGCUGGAUGCGCAACGUGCUUGCGUUUCUGGCCGCGCUCUGCUUCAUCGGCAUCGCCGUCUCCCAGCUGACCGUCUACAACAGCAACCGGUCCGAGAACGAAUCGGAUGGCGAGCUCGAGUCGGAGCUGAACAGCAGUGCGGCUGCCUCGUACAUCUUCGAGGAGAUCAAGUGGUUCCGUGACUAUCACGUGGAGAUUUAUCUGGACUUGCUGUUGAUAUUGAUUCUGGUGUGGUUUCUCAAUCGCGAAUUCGAGGUCGGCUAUCGGCUGACCUUCUACGGCAAUGCGGUGGCCAACCAGGACAAGGUGCGCGUCCAGAACAUGAAGAACCAGGCGGACAUGCUGCUCCACAACAUAAUACCCAAACACGUGGCCGAGCACCUGAAGAACACGGCCAAGUACUCGGAGAACCAUCACAAUAUCGCCAUCAUCUUUGCCUCCAUUGUCAACUUCAACGAGAUGUAUGACGAGAGCUACCUGGGCGGCAAGGAGUUCCUGCGCGUGCUCAACGAGCUGAUCGGGGACUUUGAUGAGCUGCUGUCGCAUCCGAAGUUUCGUGCCGUGGAGAAGAUUAAGACCAUCGGCUCGACAUUUAUGGCGGCCAGCGGGCUGGAUCCAUCGCAUCGUGGCACCGGCGACGAGCACAUCCACACCCUCAUGGAGUUCGCCAUCGAGAUGCAGCGCGUGGUCAAUGAGUUCAACAAGGAUCUGCUCGAGUUCAAUCUGAUCCUGCGCAUUGGCAUGAACAUUGGCGACGUGACGGCCGGCGUCAUUGGCACCAGCAAGCUCUACUAUGACAUUUGGGGCGAUGCCGUCAAUGUGGCGUCGCGCAUGGACUCGACGGGUCUGCCCAAUCGCAUACAGGUGGGCAAGGACUGCCUGCCCUUCCUGACCGCCUGCUAUGAGUUUGAGCCGCGCGGCAGCGUUUAUGUCAAGGGCAAGGAUCACAUGGAGGUGUUUCUCUUUACCAGGCGCCGGCCGCAUCUCGAGGAGCAGCCCCCAAACGCGCAGCUAAACGAACUGACAGAUCCCGACGAGGUGGCGGUCGAAGCUACCGAGAAGCCACAGACUCUACCUAACGAUAUUCAGAUUGUUAUAAAUGACGGGCUGCAGGAGCUGAACGAUGCAAAUGCUGAUGAUGGGGACAAACAGGCGGAGCAGGAGCCGAAGCUGGAGAUGCCAGAGCAGAAUGCUGACGACGACGACGACGAUGAUGAUGAUGAUGAUGAUGAUGACGAUGACGGCGACAUGCAUUCCAGCGAAACAACAACGCUGUUCAAGUCACAGGAGUCGUUGCAUGGCCCGCAUGCGAACGGAGGUGGCAGCCACUUCAAUCCAGCGAACACAACCGAAGCUUGAGCAGGGCAACUCAUCUGAAUUCAAAUCAAACUCAGACUUCAAUUCGAACUCGAACU
Molecule: messenger RNA, 5316 nt
Organism: Drosophila arizonae
Lineage: Eukaryota; Metazoa; Arthropoda; Insecta; Diptera; Drosophilidae
Gene: Ac13E
Product: Adenylyl cyclase 13E
Biological process (GO): cyclic nucleotide biosynthetic process; intracellular signal transduction; adenylate cyclase-activating G protein-coupled receptor signaling pathway
Cellular component (GO): plasma membrane
Molecular function (GO): adenylate cyclase activity
Source: RefSeq, a predicted model, not a curated record